ACACACACAACGUCGAAUCGCGAGCAGCAUUCAGCAGCGUCGUGGACAGAUUAUAACACACGGAGCAUACAGAAUAAGCAUAAUAUCCGUAGCUCUCUCUAGAUCAGUCAGUCUGUGUAUUGCUGUACGUAGACACGCACACACACACACAUACUUGUAGCGACGAAUUUGCGCGAGAGUGUGCAGUGCGAGCGAGCAAUUGCAAGUCCCCUGCGAGAGUCGAGUUGAAAACUCGUGUGGCCCGAAAAACACUGCAGAAGUCUUGUGCGAGCUAAGGCAUCGAGACUCCAAAAGUCCAAGUAUCAUCGUUUGAAAAAAGCACCAGAUUAAAAACUCAAAAUGACGUUGCCCAAGAUGUCCAAUGAGGAGAGGGAGGCUAAGUUUGGAUAUGUCUAUGCUGUUUCUGGACCUGUCGUUACGGCAGAGAAAAUGUCUGGAUCAGCUAUGUACGAGUUGGUGCGUGUAGGCUAUGAUGAGCUUGUAGGAGAAAUCAUUCGUCUCGAAGGAGACAUGGCUACCAUUCAGGUUUAUGAAGAAACCAGCGGUGUUACUGUUGGAGACCCUGUCUUACGUACUGGUAAACCCUUGUCAGUAGAACUUGGACCUGGUAUUCUUGGCAGUAUUUUUGAUGGUAUCCAACGUCCAUUGAAAGACAUCAAUGAACUUACACAAUCCAUUUACAUCCCUAAAGGUGUUAAUACACCAUCUCUUUCUCGCACACACCAAUGGGAUUUCAACCCAAUGAAUAUUAAAAUUGGCAGUCAUAUCACUGGUGGAGAUAUUUAUGGUCUUGUCCAUGAAAAUACCUUGGUAAAACAUAAAAUGAUGUUGCCACCCAAAAAUAAGGGUACCGUUGUUUAUGUUGCUCCUGCUGGAAACUACACCGUUGAAGACGUCAUUCUGGAAACAGAAUUCGACGGAGAGAGGACCAAAUACACUAUGCUCCAAGUGUGGCCUGUACGUCAACCAAGACCAGUCACAGAGAAAUUGCCGGCCAAUCACCCUCUGCUAACUGGACAGCGUGUUUUGGACUCCCUGUUCCCCUGCGUACAAGGUGGUACCACCGCCAUUCCCGGAGCUUUCGGUUGCGGCAAGACCGUCAUCUCGCAAGCUCUGUCCAAGUACUCCAACUCGGACGUCAUCAUCUACGUCGGUUGCGGUGAGCGUGGUAACGAGAUGUCCGAGGUACUUCGUGACUUCCCCGAGCUGACCAUCGAACUCGACGGCGUGACCGAGUCCAUCAUGAAGCGUACCGCUCUGGUCGCCAAUACAUCCAACAUGCCUGUCGCUGCUCGUGAGGCUUCCAUCUAUACCGGAAUCACCCUGUCCGAGUAUUUCAGAGACAUGGGUUACAACGUGUCCAUGAUGGCUGACUCGACGUCUCGUUGGGCCGAAGCUCUUCGAGAAAUCUCUGGUCGUCUGGCUGAGAUGCCUGCCGAUUCCGGUUACCCAGCCUAUCUCGGUGCUCGUCUUGCCAGUUUCUACGAGCGUGCCGGACGCGUCAAGUGUCUGGGUAAUCCAGACCGCGAGGGCUCGGUCAGUAUUGUCGGCGCCGUAUCCCCACCCGGUGGUGACUUCUCUGAUCCCGUGACCAGCGCCACCCUCGGUAUUGUCCAAGUGUUCUGGGGUCUCGACAAGAAGCUCGCCCAGCGCAAGCACUUCCCGUCCAUCAACUGGCUCAUCUCUUAUAGCAAAUACCUCCGUGCUCUGGACGAUUUCUAUGACAAGAACUUUCAAGAGUUCGUGCCUCUGCGUACCAAAGUCAAGGAGAUCCUCCAGGAGGAAGAAGAUCUUUCCGAAAUUGUGCAAUUGGUCGGUAAAGCGUCGCUCGCCGAGACGGACAAGAUUACUCUUGAGGUUGCCAAGCUUCUUAAGGACGAUUUCUUACAGCAAAACAGUUACUCUCCUUACGAUCGCUUCUGCCCAUUCUACAAAACCGUCGGUAUGUUGAGAAACAUGAUUGCUUUCUACGACAUGUCCCGACAUGCCGUUGAGUCGACAGCCCAGUCUGAUAACAAAAUCACAUGGAACGUCAUCCGAGAUAGCAUGGGAACGAUUCUAUAUCAGCUCAGCUCUAUGAAAUUCAAGGACCCUGUGAAAGACGGCGAAGCUAAGAUUAGACAAGACUUCGACCAAUUACAUGAAGAUAUUCAGCAAGCUUUUAGAAAUCUAGAAGAUUAAAUUUUUGCAAUAUGUGUGAAAUGUGCAAGAUGUGUUCAAGUGUAUGCGUGUAUGUAUGUAUUAAUGCAGGGCUGGAGAGUCUGUCAAUUUAUUGAAUGAACUUUCCAAAAAUAGUUGUUAUAGUAUCGUAUCGAUUACUUUAUUUAAAGAUUUUAUUUAUAUUUUUCUUUUAAAAGAAACAAUAAUUUCCUAAAAGGAACGAUGAAAUGUAAGCAAAAAAUAUAUCUCAUGUUUGAAAGAAAUCGUCACUUGAACUACAUUUGUAUUUUAAAAUCCAGUAUUUGAAAUACUUUUGUAUUUCUUAGAGUAUUUUACCCCAUAGAAGCGUAACAAGAAUCUAUACUUGAAUAUGUAUUUCAUUACAUGUGUUUUAUGUACAAAUGUAUUUGUAUUUUAAUUUUUUUGAAAAUUUCCUCAGCCCUGUAAGUAUGAAUAUUCAAAUUAUUUCGCCAGGGCUAAGCCUAAUGGUUUAAAUUAUGUUAAAACUACAGAUAUAGAUUAAAUUACUGUUAAAUACAUAAGAUAUCGUAAUAGUUAUUGCUACAAUGAAAUGAAAACCGUAGAUACUGACCUUCACAGUAUGAAAUGGUAAUCCAAUUAAAAACUCAAUGAAAACAUAAAGAAAAAUACAUUUUUGGAGUUUCAAUGAAUUGAUAUGAAAAACAUGCCGCUACUACGAAUUGUUGCACGGAAUCACGAGUUAAAAAUUACACGCAAACUUUCUCUUAUAUUGUAUGAUUUCUGAGUUUUCACAUAUUGUCCUAAUUGAAGUAAAUUAUGAAGCUGUGCUUCCAAUGAGGUGAAUAAUGCCGUGUAUAAGAUAUCAGAACUAUCCAAAAAAAAUAAGCAAUGAACAAUAAUCACUUGGUAGGAAUUGUUCAGGUUGAUAUGGUCUAAUGUAGAGAUUAAAAGCGUCCGCAAGAGAAAGUACGUAGAUUCCAGUCUGGCUUUAGAGAGAAUAUUUUUCAACGAAAGCUAUAACGAUCGGUUCCAGUUUUCGUUUUUUUUUCAUAGUUUAAGAUGCCAUAAUAUAUAUUUUCAGAGGUAAUCAAUUUUCCAAUACAAAACUGUUGCACAGAGUAUAAUCAAGCUUUCUAGAUUAUAAUGUAGUUUGUCUCCUUCGAACGUUUUGAAAGAUUAUACCUAUAUUACUUCUUGUCCCGCAGACACACGCAUAUCGAUACUUAUCAAUGUUAAUCGAUCUCGUUAAGGUUGAUUUCAUGUUUCACACGAUGUUCCAAUUGAAUACCUUUGUUAUUUUUUGUAAAAAUUCUAACAUAAUCUCAAAUUUGUAUAUAUAAAAAAAAUCAUAUUGCCAUAGAGUAUCGUCCACCCGAAAAUAACUAUUAGGACAAUAAACGAAGAACGAGACGGUACCCGUAUGGUGUUUAACUUGGUCAAUGUGAAAUCAGUUUUAUCCUUCUUCAUACAUUCUAAAUACGACGGAUCUAAAAAGCUGCAGCUCGAAUUUCUGCAGUCUUCGAUAUUAUGUCAAUGUUUCCCUGAACAAAGAAUAUAUGCAAUUUUUCAAUGGCGUAAAAUUCACCAACUCGAAAUCAUACCUAUUGUUGAAAAUCGUCUCAUUUAUAAAGGGCUCAAUCGAUUUUCAAGUGUCCAAUAAGUGCACACAUAUUAUUAUCAAUGAAAGUUAUUUAAUGGGCCUUCAACGUUUAUGCGCACUGUUCUGAUACGUUUGUCACACGAUACGUUGGUGCGAAGUAUUAUAGUUAUUGUUUGCUGUAUGUCAUGCAUAUUAAAGAAAGUAUGAUUAACAUGGAAAAAUGUAUAACAGAAAUUAUACCAAGAUCGUUGAUGAAAUAUGAUAUUAUGUUUAAUAUUAAACUAUAAUGUUGGUGAAUUGUGCGAAAAAAUGGAAAUAUAUUAAUAAGGACAGACCGAAAAGCUUUGCUGUGAUGAAAACACAAGAAAAAUUUCAUGAAAGUACAACAUCAGAAAGAAUAUAGGACUUCGCUCUAGCUGUCCAGUUUCAGCAGCUUCAAUAUCGUUUCCAUUGUAUAAUAUGUAAAAAAAAUCAAUAAAAUGCUAUGCACAAUA
Trichogramma pretiosum is the source of this 4236-nucleotide messenger RNA. RefSeq names its product V-type proton ATPase catalytic subunit A. The coding region runs from base 340 to 2181 and encodes 613 amino acids. Gene Ontology annotation, molecular function: ATP hydrolysis activity; ATP binding; proton-transporting ATPase activity, rotational mechanism. The record is from RefSeq and is a predicted model, not a curated record. NCBI's taxonomy places the organism in Eukaryota, Metazoa, Arthropoda, Insecta, Hymenoptera, Trichogrammatidae. Gene Ontology annotation, biological process: ATP metabolic process; proton transmembrane transport. Gene Ontology annotation, cellular component: lysosomal membrane; proton-transporting V-type ATPase, V1 domain. The transcript has 6 exons.